AUGACAGUUGAAUCACAGCAACACAUUUUCGACACUUUUAAAAAGGCAAAUCAGGGUCAUAUCUUCAAAUUCUUUGAUGAAUUAACAGUAGAUCAGCAAACUCAAUUUUUGAGUCAACUAUCGACGAUUGAAGAUCCAUCCAAAUUAGUCGCAACUGUUUCUGACGCAAUUAAAUACUCGUCUUCAAAUUCAUCAGGUAAGAAUUUCACCCAGUUGCCCCCUGAGCAGACUGCAUCUACACUUGAUCUUGACUCUGAAAUAUCACAACACUGGUCGGAAUUGGGAUACCAAGCCAUUGCUGAGGGGGAAGUGGCGGUGCUUUUGAUGGCGGGUGGUCAAGGAACCCGUUUGGGUUCAAGUGAUCCAAAGGGCUGUUAUGAUGUUUCCUUGCCUUCACACAAGCCACUUUUCCAAAUCCAAGCAGAAAAGAUUCUCAAGAUUGAACAAUUGGCUCAGAGAAAGCUUCAAUUGCGUAAAUUGCCAACUAUAAUGUGGUACAUUAUGACCAGUGGACCAACAAGAAAAUCGACCGAGGAGUUUUUCACCAAACACAACUAUUUCGGAUUAGACAAAAAUCAGGUUGUUUUCUUUAACCAAGGUACAUUGCCAUGCUUUAAUUUAUCGGGAGAAAAGAUUCUUCUUCAAUCGAAAAACGCCAUAUGUGAAUCACCUGAUGGGAAUGGUGGAUUAUACAAGGCUUUAUUAAACAAUGGAAUCUUGGAAGAUAUGGUUAAUAAGAAAAUCAAACAUAUACACAUGUAUUGUGUCGACAAUGCAUUAGUCAAAGUUGCUGACCCAUUAUUUAUUGGAUUUGCUAUUGACAAACAAUUUGAUUUGGCUACAAAAGUUGUUCGUAAAAGAGAUGCCAACGAAAGUGUUGGAUUGAUUGUUCUUAACGAUGAUACAAAGAGACCAUGCGUUAUUGAAUACAGUGAAAUCUCGCAAGAACUAGCUGAAAAGAGAGAUCCACAAGAUGAUUCAAAGUUGUUUCUUCGCGCAGCAAACAUUGUCAAUCAUUACUAUUCAAUUGAUUUGUUGACGAAAAUGAUUCCUCAAUGGAUUUCAUCUCAAGAAUAUUUACCAUUCCACAUUGCGAAGAAGAAGAUUCCAUCAAUUGAUUUGAAAACUGGUCAGUUUUAUAAACCUGAAACACCAAAUGGUAUCAAAUUGGAACAAUUCAUAUUUGAUGUUUUUACUUCAGUUGAAUUAUCGAAAUUCGGGUGUCUUGAAGUCGACAGAACUGAUGAGUUUUCACCUUUAAAGAAUGCUGAUGGUGCCAAGAAUGAUACGCCAACUAGUUGUAGGCAACAUUACUUAGAAAGAGGCACUAAAUGGGUAAAGCAAAAUGGUGGUCAAGUAGAUGAAGGAGCAUUUGUUGAAGUCGUUCCAUUAACGAGUUAUGGUGGUGAAGGAUUAGAGUGUGUAAAAGGUAAAAAAUAUGGAAAUGGUGAUAUCAUUUGA
Messenger RNA from Lodderomyces parapsilosis, 1461 nucleotides. RefSeq names its product UDP-N-acetylglucosamine diphosphorylase (gene UAP1). Bases 1 to 1461 code for a protein of 486 amino acids. The record is from RefSeq and is a predicted model, not a curated record. NCBI's taxonomy places the organism in Eukaryota, Fungi, Ascomycota, Pichiomycetes, Serinales, Debaryomycetaceae. Gene Ontology annotation, molecular function: UDP-N-acetylglucosamine diphosphorylase activity. Gene Ontology annotation, biological process: UDP-N-acetylglucosamine biosynthetic process. The transcript has a single exon.